This is a messenger RNA of Vombatus ursinus (common wombat), 3396 nucleotides long. RefSeq names its product acyl-CoA dehydrogenase short/branched chain (gene ACADSB). The coding region runs from base 352 to 1659 and encodes 435 amino acids. The transcript is spliced from 11 exons. Gene Ontology annotation, cellular component: mitochondrion. Lineage: Eukaryota; Metazoa; Chordata; Mammalia; Diprotodontia; Vombatidae. The record is from RefSeq and is a predicted model, not a curated record. Gene Ontology annotation, molecular function: acyl-CoA dehydrogenase activity; flavin adenine dinucleotide binding.
CCCUCCCCCUUCCCCCCUACUUCUCUCUUCAAGUCUCGCGUGAACGGCAGCCGCUCGCGCCCCGAGACGCCUCUGGAGAGGGAGUGGGGAGAACUACUCCGGGAAAAAAAUAUCCACGGCUCGCUUUCCCUCCCCCCUCUUCCUCCCCCUUCCUUUCCCCCAAAUGUCCACCCCGGCCUCCCGUAGGAGCCGCGUGUGGGUGGGGGAGCGGCCGUAGGGAGUGUGUGCGGGGCGUUUCUGCCUGCCCCGCCCCCUGCUCCUCCCCUCUCCCUCCCUCCCUUCCACUUUUCCUGAGGCCGCGCUGCUGGUGGCUCGAAGCCGGAGGCAAAGUCUAACUGGAGGGGAGCCGAGAUGGAGCUGGCGGCGGCGCGACUUCUGCGCUUCGGCGGAGCGGGCCUGCAGUUGAGAAGAAACUUCUUGACUUGCCUAUCCUCUUGGAAGACUCCUCCUCGUUUCUUAAAAUCUUCCCAGUCAGAAGCUUUGUAUAACAUAUCAAACGGUGAGGUAACAUUUGCUCCACUUCACACAUUUACAGAAGAAGAAAUGAUGAUUAAAAACAUGGUUAAAAAAUUUGCAGAGAAACAAGUUGCUCCUUUCGUGACAGCAAUGGAUGAAAAUUCACAAGUGGACAAGUCAGUAAUAGAAGGAUUAUUUCAACAAGGGUUGAUGAGUAUUGAAACUGAAACAGAGUAUGGAGGGACAGGAGCUUCAUCUUUUUCCUCUAUCCUAGCAAUAGAGGAAUUAGCAAAGGUUGAUGCAUCUGUAUCUCUUUUAUGUGACAUCCAGAAUACAUUAAUCAAUAAAUUGAUUAGAAAGUUCGGGACAGAAGAACAAAAGGCAACCUACUUGACCAAACUGGCUAAAGACACAAUAGGAAGUUUUUGCCUUUCUGAGGCAGUGGCUGGCAGUGAUGCAUUUGCUUUAAAGACUAAAGCUGAGAAGAAGGGAGACUAUUAUAUUAUCAGUGGGUCCAAGAUGUGGAUUAGCAAUGCAGAUUAUGCAGGAGUUUUUCUGGUGAUGGCAAAUGCUAAUCUUAAUAUGGGUUAUAAAGGAAUUACAUGUUUCAUAAUAGAUCGUGAUACAGAAGGACUUCAAAUAGGGAAGAAAGAAAACAAAUUAGGACUCAGAGCAUCUUCUACCAAUUCAUUGAUGUUUGAUAAUGUUAAGGUGCCAGAAACUAAUAUCCUAGGACAGCUUGGUGAUGGGUACAGAUAUGCCAUUGGAAUGCUUAAUGAAGGCAGAAUAGGAAUUGCUGCACAGAUGUUAGGACUGGCACAGGGAUGUUUUGACCACACCAUUCCAUAUCUUAAAGAAAGAACGCAGUUUGGUGAAAGAAUAUUUUCUUUUCAGGGAAUUCAACAUCAAGUAGCUCACGUGGCCACACAGCUCGAGGCUGCAAGAUUGCUGACGUACAACGCUGCCAGACUUUCACAAACUGGAAAACCAUUUAUAAAAGAAGCUUCCAUGGCGAAAUACUUUGCAUCAGAGAUUGCUGGACUGACGACUAGUAAAUGCAUAGAGUGGAUGGGUGGAGUCGGGUACACCAAAGAUUUUCCAAUGGAAAAAUACUUCAGAGAUGCAAAGAUUGGUACGAUAUAUGAAGGAACAUCAAAUAUCCAGUUAAAUACCAUAGCAAAAUUGUUAGGUAAAGAAUACUGAGGAUCACAAGAACAUGACGACUGUUACUGAGCCACUUACGUAAAACAUAAAUCGAGUGCCUUAUAUGGGAAAGAGUGGGAUAUUUUCAAGCUGGAAUUGUCUUCUGUACUACUUACAUUCUUUUGGAAUAUAUUGGGUAAAACUGCCUUUCGCUUGUCACCAGUGAUUCAAAGCAGGUAACUUUGCUUCAUGAUGUACAAAGGUUAAUUUUUCCCAGCAUCUGGCAAAAUUAAGAUAUUUCUUUUGAGUUAAUUAUUACAAAAAUUGUCAUUUCAACUUUAUUUUAGAAUCUAUCAUAUUUCUAAUACAGAUUAGAGAAAUUGGUAUUGGAGUAGGUUAUUUGUAUUUAAUACCUUUGCAGAUUCACCAAUGUCUAGUAUAGUGCAUCAAACAUAAUCUAUUUUGCAUAUGUUUCUUGAAAGAUUGAAUGCUGGUAAGUUCAGAAAUUGAUAGAAAUUCAUCAAGAAAAGCUAAGACAGCCAUUUUAAAUGUCAAAGAAUUUGUAUAGUAUAAUAGUACAAGUCAGUUAAAGGAACUGUUGUUUAAUUUAUAUGUAAUUGUUUUAAUUAGAACAAAAUGUGAUGUUUGCUGUUGAGCUCAUUUAAAAAUUAUAAAUGGUGUAAUCAUUUCAGCAGAUUGUUUAAGAAAUAAAUCUCAGCAAUUUUAAAAAAUGUCUUAGCAUCACUUUUCAAGUUGUGUGGUUAAGAAACUUUGUAAAAUAUUUUUAAAUCAGUUAAUUUUGUAAAAUUAAAGAUCUCCGCCAAGCACUGUUUUUCAGUAACUCAAUAUCUUUCUGAAUCCAAAUUGUAUAUUGUUAACUCUAAUUAGUUUAUUGAGCCUUAUUGUGAAAAAAAUCAAAAAUUGUGUUUUUUAAUCAAGCCCAUGGUGAAAUAUGGAUUGUUUACUACUUUAUUUUGAAAGGAUUAUGCUGCAAAUCAGAGAACUUUGACAUUUGGUGUAAAAGUAUAUUUUCAAAAUAAGUUUUCUAAAGCAAAUAAUAGUUACGCAUCUGAAAUGUAUAAAUGCAACCUAAAGGGAGGAACCAUCUUUGACUAAUGAAGAGAUGAAGAAAGAAAAAUUUGGAAUAUAGUUCAGAAAAGAUAGCAAUCUACUGUACUAUAAAAUAAGUUAGUGAUAAAAGUCCCAGCAUUCAGUCCUUCUGAGCAAGAAGUCAGAGCAACCUGAUAAAGAAGGCAUCACAGUCGUUGCACCUUAAUUUACCAGUUAGGAUGCUUGAGGAAUUGAAGGGGGACUGUUAAUAGUGCCAAAGAAUUAUAUACACAAUAGUGUCAACCCUUGCUGGCCUGGGAAGAAAAGGAUUGAUACCCAAAAGUAAUUUUUCAGUCUCCUUAACCAUUGGAUUGGUGACUUUAGAGAUUUGUUUUAGAACACAGGAAAUUAAUUGGUGUCAGAACUAUUAUUCUCACCAUUGGGUAGCUUGUGAUAUGUUGUUGGCAUUACGUUGAGCUUAACUGAUAAGGAAUUAAUCUGGUUCCUGUCAGAAGUAGAUAGAUAAAACAUGUGUUAAGCACUUACUAUGUUCCAGGCAGCAUGCUAAGUAUUAAGAAUAUGCUAAUUCAGCAUUAUUUUGACUUACAUAUCUUUACAUUUGCCAAAGCCAUUGACCAGUUGGAGAGAUUUGGAGUACUAGGCCUAUGUUAAAAAUUAGUAUUACCAUGUAUUGUCAUAUGAACAUGUGAUUAUAAUGGAUUUUAAUAAAUAUUGGCAUUGAAUUAC